AUGUGUCUGGAGGAUGCACGGAAUUCAUAUGGAAUUGGACAAGCCUGCGAGGAAGAAGUCUUUGAAAUCAUAGAAUUCCAUGAUGAGGAAGAUUUCCCCGAGGAGAACCUAUUGGAUGAAGACUCCCAUCAAGAAGGAGAUGAAGAGUUUGAGGAGGAUUUGCUGGAGGAGGAAUCAAAUAUCCACAAGGCACAGCCUCUCCGUGUGGCAGUAAAAAAUGAGCCAAUUGAAGAUGAGCUGUCCGAAGAGGAAGUCAGCCAGGUAUCCGAUUGCCUGGUGAAGAACGAGCCAAUUGAAGAUGACUUAUUCGAGGAUGAACUGUGCACAAUAGCAGUGGAGCAACCAAAAGUAAGCGAAUACAAGUGCCGCGUCUGCCGAAAGGCUUUUCGUUCGGCGGCCGGCCUCAAAAGACACGACCGGAAAAUCCACAUACAACCUUACCGAUGUGAUACUUGCGGUACGACAUUUUCGACAAAGGAUUCCCUGGACUCGCAUGUCAGGACUCACGAGGAAAACCCAUUCAGUUGCAGUUUUUGCCACAAGCAUUUUCCGGAUGAGUCCCUGCUGAAGGAGCAUACUUCUACGCACUUGCGACCGCACAAGUGCUGUCACUGCCCAAAGUCCUUUCUUUCGGCCUACGAUCUUAAGCGACAUACGCGGAUCCACACGGGCGAACGACCCUACUGUUGUGAGCACUGCCCGAAGUCCUUUGCUGAUAGGACUUCCUUGACGUCGCACACAAGGAUACACAAGGGGGAGCAACCCUACAAGUGCACCGAAUGUUCGAGGUCCUUUUCGCAGCAGUGCAAUCUGCAGAGGCACAUGCGGUGCCACACCGGAGAAAGACCCUACAAAUGCCAGUUCUGCCCCAAGACCUUCACACAACAUUCCAAUAUGGGCCUGCACAUGAGGGCUCAUUCGGGAGAGCGGUUUUAUUGCACUAUUUGCCCCAAGUCCUUUGCCUAUAAUAACGAUCUUAAAAGGCACAUUCGAACCCACUCCGAGGAUAGAAUACAGUGCUCCUUGUGCCCCAAGUUAUUCGCAACCAAAACCAAUCUGGGUAGACACCUUCUUAGUAAGCACGAGCAAAGUCCAAACAAAUAGUUGUAAUAAAGUUUUACGAGGA
This is a messenger RNA of Drosophila takahashii, 1126 nucleotides long. NCBI's taxonomy places the organism in Eukaryota, Metazoa, Arthropoda, Insecta, Diptera, Drosophilidae. The record is from RefSeq and is a predicted model, not a curated record.